AGGUAUGUGAGCGAACGACACCACAUCAUCCAGACGUACCAGCAGAGCCUCAAGCGCACCAAGUGCAUGUACUAUGCAAAGGGUCCAAACGAAUGUCCCUUUGGCACCAGCUGCUUCUACCGCCACGAAAACCCCGACGGCUCAGAGGCACAGGUCAGACUCAGACACUACGACGGCCAGGAAGGCCCUCAGAUCCACCGUGACUACAGGUUAUGGGACUAUUUGGCCCAAGCGGAAGCGCCCGAGUAGUGGAUGCUGCCAAGGCCAAUGACACGAAGUGCUUCAAACGGCACACUCAAUCCUUAGCCCACUCGGUCUGUCACGAAGCCUCGACUGAGUAUCCACGUCUUCCAGGUGAAUAGAAGACAGCGUCGCUGGCCGAUCGAUCUCCUUUGGCGAUGCUGUGAGUAGUGCGCGGGAUCGUUGUGAUGCUUUCUCGGCUCAUAGACUCAGUACAAAGAGUAGAGCCGAUCCAUGGAUGUCAAGCACAUCUUCACAGGUACAUCUAGAUCUAUGGCGACGCUGGCAUAUCAACAAGUGUUCUGAUAAUCGUAAGUGGCGUUGCAGUAGACACACUGUGAUCGGAUUCAGCGUGCCACAUUCAGGUUGCAGUGGGAGAGGCUAUAGUCAUCUCAAAGGACGUGCAGGGUGGUUGUUUAAAUCAGUACACACAUCUGUCUAACGGCCUGUGAGGGAGCCACGUGCGAUGACUGACAUGAAGCCAUCCACCGACAUGCACUAUGUCUGCGCUCGCAUUCCGAAUGGGCUGUGUGGUGUAUUGCAAACUAUGUGUUGCAUUAAUAAAACCCUAAACCCUAAAACACUAUGCGUUGCAUUAAAUAAAACACUAAACCCUAAAACACUAUGCGUU
Sphaeroforma arctica JP610 is the source of this 871-nucleotide messenger RNA. RefSeq lists its product as hypothetical. Gene Ontology annotation, biological process: protein polyubiquitination. The annotation marks the transcript as partial. The transcript has 2 exons. The record is from RefSeq and is a predicted model, not a curated record. Gene Ontology annotation, molecular function: metal ion binding; ubiquitin protein ligase activity. NCBI's taxonomy places the organism in Eukaryota, Ichthyosporea, Ichthyophonida.